Penicillium paradoxum is the source of this 309-nucleotide messenger RNA. RefSeq lists its product as uncharacterized. The record is from RefSeq and is a predicted model, not a curated record. Lineage: Eukaryota; Fungi; Ascomycota; Eurotiomycetes; Eurotiales; Aspergillaceae. The coding region runs from base 1 to 309 and encodes 102 amino acids. The transcript has 3 exons.
AUGGUGACCACUACCAUCGACCACAACCCCCUGGAUCCCAACUACGCAAACCGCCGCAGCUCUCUCGGAAGCAUGGAUCACCCGCAGAAGGCAACACCCGGCGUCAAGGAUGUGGAUGUUAUCCUAGACAGAGAUGUUGCUCCAUCUCCCCACGCGAUGUGCUCGGAGUUAGCCCACCAGCACGCUAUAGAAGGUCUCCACCAGAAUACAGAGCAUUGGACGCAGAGGCAGGUAGAUCACAACAGUUUCCUCUCCGACCUAAGUACCGACCGUGGCCUGCAAGCGCAUCCCGAAGAAAUCGGAGAGUGA